Messenger RNA from Plasmodium coatneyi, 3705 nucleotides. RefSeq lists its product as uncharacterized. Gene Ontology annotation, cellular component: Pwp2p-containing subcomplex of 90S preribosome; small-subunit processome. Lineage: Eukaryota; Apicomplexa; Aconoidasida; Haemosporida; Plasmodiidae. Gene Ontology annotation, molecular function: snoRNA binding; protein binding. Bases 1 to 3705 code for a protein of 1234 amino acids. The transcript has 2 exons. Gene Ontology annotation, biological process: maturation of SSU-rRNA. The record is from RefSeq and is a predicted model, not a curated record.
AUGGUGAAGUCAUACGACAGAUACGAGUUCGAGGACUGCUUCGGCAUUGUCAACUCGAAGACUUCCAACUGCGUUUUCCUGAACAGUAGCAGCAUUUUGUCAGGGCAUGAUGAAUGUGUAGGCCUAUGGAAUAUACAAGAGAAGGAAAUAAAGAAGAAACUCACAGUUCCCUUCACAGCUCCGUAUUAUUUUUUUUCCUACCACGUGACGCACAUAUGUGUAAACCCGAAGGAUAAAAAUAUGAUCGCGGUGGGAUAUGUUAAUGGAUGUAUUAAAGUGUUUGACGUAGAGUCGAACAAAGUCACUUCGACCUUCGCAGGACAUACAUCUGCCAUAAAUAAAUUGAAGUUUAAUGAGGACGGUAAUUAUCUAUGCUCAUGUGGGAAGGACACCAAUAUUAUACUGUGGGACGUGGUAAACGAUCAAGGGUUAUUUAAAUUGGAAGGACACACCAAUAUCGUUAACGACAUAGAGUUUUUGAGAAGGAAAAAUAAUUAUGUAGAUAAUUUUGUGAAUAAUAAUUUGCUCAUCAGUGCAUCGAAAGAUUGCCUCAUCAAAGUUUGGGAUUUAAACAUUCAGUUGUGUGUACAAACUGUGGUCGACUGUGAGGAAGAAAUUACUUCCAUCCUGAUUAACGAAACGAAUACAAGGUUAAUCGUCGCUUGCAAUUCUGCCAUAAAAGUGUAUAAAAUUGACGUCCACGUUGGGGGGCAUGACAAAUUUAGUAGCUCCUCCAAGGUGUACCUGACCUUCCUAACUUCUAUUAAGCGCACAAACAACAGUCGAAUACAAAAUAUGAAAAUGAUUUUUCUCGUUCAAAGUGAGAGCCACUAUGAUGGUCUCGAUAUGCAGGAGGAACGUUUGCUCUACGAUGAUGAGGAUGAUGACGAUAACGAUGAUGAUGAAAACAUUUGGACCCAUUUGGAGAAAAACGAAGCCACAGACGACGAUGCUGCUUCGGAUAGUAACACCUCUAAUGAUGGGAACGCAAAGGGGAAAACACAAAACCGGGGUGACGACCCAACAAAGAGUCUGCCCCAUCAGAAGAAACCCAAUUCGGACGUCCAACAGACCGAUAAACACAUUUUAAGUGUUAUAAAGAAAUCGCUGAACAAGUCGGUAAAAUUGUGCAACCGAAGCAACUACUGCGCUGAUGGGGACAACAACGGAAUCCUCCUCUGCUGCACGAACGCUAAAAAAAUCGAGUUGUACAAAAUAAACUCUGUGAAGAAUCAGAAAAAAUCAGAAAAAAAUAAAAAAAAAAGAAUCUUGGAAAAAUUGAAGAAGAAAAAAAAAGCCAUUUUGAAAGAAGCCCAAAGGGUAGAAAAGUUUAAAGGAACACAAAACAUAGAUUAUACUAACUUGAUGGAGGAAGUGAAAAGUCUAGAGGAAGAAAUUGCUGCCCAUGGUAAGUAUCACUUCCAUACAGCCAAUGAUGAGGUAAAGUUUUUGUUUCAUUACAACUGCAAGUUUAGGCUACAAUACCUGGACGUGUACCGCAGGAGGAAGAGGGACUCCUAUAUCUACCUCCUUGCUGCGUACGUCACGAAUCGUUUGAGCGUAUUCCAGGUGAACCUCUUCGACGUUUUGACUAAAAGGGAUGAGUUCAUCGUCAGGGGGGGUGACGAGGAAAAACGCGACGAUGGCGAAGCAGACGGUGAAGAAGACGUGGUGGACGAGGACGACGCGGAUAAGGAGGCAAGCGAUGCCGACCGUGAGGACACCGAUGAGGAUGACAGUAAUGACGAUGAUGAGAUGGAAGAAAAGGAGAGUGAUGAAGAAAAUGAUGAUGACGACGUGGACGAGGAGGAUGACGCCCCCAAGGGUGAAACACGCGGCGACCUCGGCGCGCCUGCCAAAAUUGUGGAGAAAAAAAUUUAUGACUAUUCCAAAUGCUUCAAGGAGACGUGCGAAAUAAACAAGGGGCACAACAGCACGGUGCAGUUUUUGAGUCUUUCAGAGAAGAACGAGCUGCUGGUGUCCAUCUGUAGGAAGUACGUGAAGGUGUGGAGCAUGCGGACCUUCCAGAAUAUUGUCACCAUAAAUUUGGAGGGGUGCACGAACGCGCUGUUCUGCGAGGACGAUGAGUAUAUGCUGAUUAGCGAUGACACCGGGUACAUCUACUUGUACGAGUUGAGGAACAUUGAGGUGAGGCACUCUCACAAGGCGCACGCGAAUGGGAUCAUCAGCAUGUGCAAGAAUGUGAAACAGAAGCGGUUUUUGUCCGUCGGGGAGGAGAGCUACUUGAAGGUGUUUGAGUUGUGCUGGAGGGAGGGGGGUGAUGAAUCGGACGGUGAAUCCAGCGGUGGGGAGAGCGACGAAAUAGAACAGGAGGAGGGCGUCCCAAUAGGCAAUGCAGCCAGUAGCGCGAAAAAGCGACGGCGAAUAAGCACCUCGGGGGAAGCCCAAUCUGCAGAACUACACUCAGAAGGAGAAACAACCGAGAAAAGGACCCACCUGACCUUCAACGAAGUGGACUGUUACAACCUAACCGAUAAAGUGAGUUGUGCAAUUUACUCGCCAAAUGGGAAGUACAUCUGCGUGGGUUACCUGAACAACUUGAUAGAGGUGCUCUACAGUGAUACCCUAAAGCUGCACCUAACAUUGUAUGGGCAUAGUCUUCCCAUCACAUGUAUGGACAUAUCGAAAGACAACACGGUGCUGGCAUCCAGCUCGGCAGAUAAGUUUCUCUUCCUGUGGAACAUAGAAUAUGGCAGUAUCACAAAGAGGAUGCAUACGAACUGUGAUGUUCUAACAAAGGUGCAUUUCUUUAACAACAGCAAUAAUCUGAUAAGUGUAUCUAGAGAUGGGUUCAUAAAAAUGUGGGACGCAAUAAAAUUCCAAUGCAUCUGUACGAUGGAUGGGAAUUUUGGAGUCCUCACUUCGCUAGCUAUAAAUAGAGAGGACAAUUAUUUCCUAACGUCAGGAACGCAUCGAAGUAUCAGGUGCUGGAUGAAAAAAGAAGAUGAUAUGAUUUUCUUGGAAGAGGAAAGAGAUAAAGAAUUGAAUCUACAAAUAGAAAAGGAAGCCGUCAGAAAUGAUUUAUCCUAUCCAUCCUCUGUAGAAAAAAAUGCACUUCUAACUAAGGCCACUAUAAAAACGAUCGACACGAUAAAAUCAUCUGAGAAGUUGAUCGAAUAUUUGGAUAUAAUUGACGAAGAAUUAACCCUAAUGGAUAUUUAUUUUAAAAAUUUAACGGAGUAUGAAGAAGCGAAGAGGAAAAAUGAACUUCCUGAUUUCGUUCAGCCUCCAAAUAAAGUGAAGCCAAGACCAGAACUGCUAAAUAAAAAUCCAUUUGAGUUCAUCAUUGAAGUUAUGUGCCAUAUUAAAAAAAACAUUUUACAUGAAGUGCUAAUUUCUUUGCCUUUUUCCUAUGCAUAUAAGUUACUAAAUUAUAUCAAGACCUAUUUGAUGGCAUUUUAUUUUUUCCAGCGCAUUCAAAAUGAUUAUGGGAAAUUUAAAAUUUGUGGAGACUUCAGUUUCCACGUAGAAUAUUCCAUCAACAUCGUCCUGUCCAUCGUGAAUAUUUAUCGGAACCAGUUUCUGUUUGACGUGAAAUUUAGGUUCCUUCUGUACGAGCUGCAUCAACUCAUCAUUCCCCACCUGAGGAGGUCCCUCGAUCAGUGUGCCUUCAACCAAAGCACCCUCAACUUUCUGCUGCAUGCGUUGGAGGACGAGGAGGUGGGUGCUGAUGGGGCGUUGUAG